This is a messenger RNA of Onychostoma macrolepis, 1752 nucleotides long. RefSeq names its product lecithin-cholesterol acyltransferase (gene lcat). The transcript is spliced from 6 exons. NCBI's taxonomy places the organism in Eukaryota, Metazoa, Chordata, Actinopteri, Cypriniformes, Cyprinidae. The record is from RefSeq and is a predicted model, not a curated record. Gene Ontology annotation, molecular function: phosphatidylcholine-sterol O-acyltransferase activity. Bases 95 to 1411 code for a protein of 438 amino acids. Gene Ontology annotation, biological process: lipid metabolic process.
CCCCCUCGCGACGCCUCAUUGGACGAACGCAUUAAUAGAUACGAACUGAAGCCGCUGGAAUCAGAGGCAGACAGCCAACACAGACACAAACACAAUGAGACAUUCGCGGUCCUUCAAAUGCAUUGCAUUUCUUCUGAUUACACUGCACCAGACCUCUGGAUUCUGGUUAUUUAACGUUAUCUUCCCUCCGACGGCCAAACCUCGCGUCAUAAAUAAUAGCACUCCUCCUCUUAUCAUAGUACCUGGAAAUCUGGGUAAUCGCCUUGAGGCCAAAAUAGACAAGCCCACACUGGUACACUGGAUGUGUUACAAGAAAACUGAGGACUGGUUCCCUCUGUGGAUUGACCUAAACAUGUUUAUGCCUAUUGGAGUUGACUGCUGGAUUGAUAAUAUAAGAAUUGUGUACAACAGGACAACUCGGAAGACAUCUAAUGCGCCCGGGGUGGAAAUCAGGGUCCCUGGAUUUGGACAGACGCACCCUAUAGAGUUUCUUGACUUAAACAAACUGACAGGUUACUUUCAUACCAUGGUUCAACAUUUGGUCAGCAUUGGAUAUGUGCGAAAUGAGACUGUCCGUGGUGCUCCGUAUGACUGGAGAAUCGCUCCAAAUGAGCAGGAGGAGUAUUUUUCAUGUUUGAAGAACCUGGUGGAGGAGAUGCAUGAUGAGUACAAGCAACCAGUCUACCUUCUAGGCCACAGCAUGGGAAACAACUACAUCCUGUAUUUCCUCAACCAGCAGACUCAGCACUGGAAAGACCACUACAUUAAAGGCUUCAUCUCUCUGGGAGCACCUUGGGGUGGCGCUGUGAAGCCCCUCAGAGUCUUAGCAUCAGGUGAAAACGAUGGCAUACCCUUUGUGUCCAAUAUAAAAAUCCGCGAAGAGCAACGGAUGACCACCACAAAUCCGUGGAUGAUCCCUUCUGAAGAGGCUUGGCCCAAAGACCACACCUUCAUCUCCACCCCCUUUUUCAACUACACCAACCAGGACUAUCAACAGUUCUUCAAAGACAUCAACUUUGAGGAUGGCUGGUACAUGUGGGAGGACACCAAAAACCUCACCGCCGGUCUGCCCACACCUGGCGUCGAGGUCUACUGCCUCUAUGGGGUGGGCCUCCCUACACCCGUCACAUACGUGUACGACGAACAGUUUCCAAAUGCCGACCCCAUAGAUAUUAUUUACGAUGAUGGAGAUGACACAGUAGGCAGCCGCAGCAUGAGUCUCUGUAAGCGCUGGAUAGGGAAACAGGAACAGGCCGUGCAUGUGACAGAGUUCAGAGGCAUGGCUCAUUUGGACAUGGUCUUUAAUCACAAGGUUCUUACAGCAAUCCAGAGAAUUUUGGAGGGAAAGUACCAUGAGAAAACAGACGACAGCUCUGAAGAGCCUCCAUCUCUUAGCCUAGGUUUUGUAUGACGUUAGAAGUGUCCUGAUCUCGUGUACAAAAGUCAUCUCUUUGUAUUGGUUUAUAUUAAUAGACAUGAUAUACUCGUUUGUUACAGUGUAUAAUACAGAAUUUAUCAAAUAUAUUUAAUCUGUACAUUAAAGAUUAUAGACACCAUAGCUCUUAAAGUGUGAAAUGUACUAGAUGUUUCUUUUUUGUAUAACAAAAACGACUACGUUUUUUUCCGUUUUAAUUUUUCUGGACUCCUUUUUAAUGGUUAAAUUAAAUUUUAAUCAAAAAGCAUGUCUAGCUAAUUAAAAUCAUGAAACUUGAACAAUUUAACAUCAAUUUAUUAAAAGCUGAACAAAAAUGA